This is a messenger RNA of Seriola aureovittata, 4504 nucleotides long. RefSeq names its product EF-hand domain family, member D2 (gene efhd2). Gene Ontology annotation, molecular function: calcium ion binding. The coding region runs from base 236 to 937 and encodes 233 amino acids. The record is from RefSeq and is a predicted model, not a curated record. The transcript has 4 exons. NCBI's taxonomy places the organism in Eukaryota, Metazoa, Chordata, Actinopteri, Carangiformes, Carangidae.
CUACGUAGCUAAUGAGCCAAUACAGAACUUCCUGGAGUAGAGGCAUUUAUCAAGGCUGGGAGUCUGAGUCUGGAAAUCAAAACUGAACGUCAGAGAAGCACGUAGGCUGUAUCUGUGAUUAAUUCACCACUAAUACCCGAGCACAGCUUCUACUUAGCGGGGAAACAGCCGGGCGGACGCUGUUAGCCUUCUCCAUUCUGACAGUUAGUUAGCUAGAUAACGUCUCCUGUUUAAAAUGGCCACAGAUGAGCUCUCGUCCAAGCUCAGCCGUCGGCUGCAGAUCGAAGAAGGAGCCGAGGACCCUGUUGCCGUGGACGCACCCGAAGAACAGAACGGGUCGGAGGAGAAACCCAGUACGGCCAACGCAGACUCGGAGCUGGGUGCCAAGCUUAUGCGACGAGGAGAGCUGAACGAGGGGCAGGGUGAGCCCUCCCAGCCCAGCAUGAAGGUCUUCAACCCCUACACCGAGUUCAAAGAGUUCUCCAGAAAGCAGAUCAAAGACAUGGAGAAGAUGUUCAAAAUGUAUGAUGCUGGGAAAGACAACUACAUCGACCUUAUGGAGCUGAAGCUGAUGAUGGAGAAGCUCGGUGCUCCACAGACACACCUCGGCCUGAAGAACAUGAUCAAGGAGGUCGACGAGGACCUCGACAACAAACUCAGCUUCAGAGAGUUCCUGCUGAUCUUCAGGAAGGCAGCAGCAGGAGAGCUGGCGGAGGACAGCGGUCUCAGUGUCCUCGCUCGCCUCUCUGAAAUCGACGUCUCCACAGAGGGGGUCAAAGGAGCCAAGACCUUCUUUGAAGCCAAAGUCCAGGCCAUCAGCGAGUCCAGUCGGUUUGAGGCAGAGAUCCGCCAGGAGCAGGAGGUCAAGAAGAAGCAGGCCGAGGAGCAGAAACAGAGACGAGCUGCUUUCAAAGAACUGCAGUCGGCCUUCAAGUGACCCCCCCCCCCCUCACCUCAGGACCUUUCACUCUCUGUGCUGUACUAAUGCUGUUAUUUUGUUAAUGCUCUGUGUAUGACAGUGGUAGACCUGAGUCAGCCACAGGCCAGAAGUCCCACACAUGCUGAUCACUAGUCUUUGAUACAGUGGACUAGAUACACACUGAAAAAUCCUCACUGUCCAUGCUUAUGCAGAUAAUCGAUUAGGAAUCAAAGAUCAUCAGUACAUUUAGCUCAGUAACACCCUCAAACAUCAAAAUACAAGUGAAAUAAAGGUUUAGUGUAACCACAGUCUGUACUGAGCUAAAUGAACAGAAGACUCUUACAGUCUGACAUUAGUCACUGUGUCUGCAACAGCAAAGAACCAUUUUUACCCAGAUAUAAACUCUUUGGCCCCUGUGCUGGCACAGCGGGGCGCUGAUAAAAUUCAUCAUUUUAUCAUUAUGGCCUCAUGGGAUCAUAAACAGCUGCACAUUCAGCCUUCAUGAUUAGUAUUUGAUUAUCAUACCUGUACCUAAAACCACACACACACACACACACCGACACAGCCAGCUGUUGACUACCUGCUGUGUCUGGAGUCCAGUUCCCAGUAUUUACGUAGACAGGUGAUGAAUGCACUUAUUGCACUGUCCUGGCUACAGUGUUGACCUAUAUUUGAUUGACUUCAUUCAUUCCAGAACUCAUAUUAAAUCCACAGUAAGACUUUGCAGUCAUUCGAUUCAUCUAUCUAUAGUGUUACAUGUUGAACAAAGAGCUGAGCUCCACAGUGUCACUGUCCGCUCUGUUUUUUUGUGGGUGUAGAUUGUGGUGGUUGUGGUUGGGGGUGGUAGUUGGUGGUGGUUUGUGGGACCUCAGAUGAACAGACAACUUUAGAAUAAGGUUAUUUUAGGAACAUGGGUCUGUCUUGUCUAGUUCUGGUUAUUAUUCCCAUCAUGCAUCAUCUUAUUCGCCAACCUCACUGCUGUAAUGUGUGGAUGUAGCGACUGUUCUCCAACCACAGGAACCACCACACACUUUGAAACUUUCACAAUCAGUUGAAAGUGAAGUGUCUCCGUGGUCCACGAGCUACUUCCUGCUUCAUCUGGAUUCACUUUAGUUUUCAUUUUCUGAUCAGCGGUUUGGUCCGUGAGUAACAUGCUUCUGUACCCGAUGGAAACGACAGCCAAACUGUGCAGAUCAUGUUCUCGUUUUGUCACCUGAUGAUGAACCUGGAGGUUCAGAACAUCACCUGUGCCAUUCCAGCAGUUAGACCAGUGCCACUCAGCUUCACAGCUUCCACUGCUUUAUGUUUCCCACUGUUCUCUCACUGUCAAGUUGUGACUAAUGUGAAAUCCUUCUUCCUGAAUUGAAACCAGCCUUGAAUGCUAAUCCACUCGUUUCCUGUGGCCCUCACCAGUUGUGAGAUCAGCUGGUGGGAUCUGUGUAUUUUCUGUAAUCAGGUAAAUCUUUUUAGCCAAGAGAUUUGCACAUUUUGCACUUACUUGGUCAUUUGAUGUAAGUGUGUUGAUCAGUAGAUAGUAGAUUAAACUUUGGCAUUGUUAAAUUUAAUUCAACAUUGUCUUUGAGACUAGGUGUUAAUCCUGAAGAUUGUUUAAUCGACAGUAGCACAAUUACUGUUACACCAGAGAUUAGACAGAUAAUGGAACAUCAUUGAUUUGAAAGAUAAUCAGCACAUGAUGUUUGUAACAUGAAUUCAUCUUUCACUAACAUGUGGGACCUUUAACCUCUUGGUCAUCUGUUGGUGUGUCUGUUAAAAAUCAGUUCAAACAAAUGAAGAACAACCACAUGGCUCCAUGAAUCCCUCACUGAGUGAGGAAGACUUUGUGUUAAUAACCCCACCUCUCUCUGCAGUCGCGCCCUCUCUGGUGCCAAGUCACAUUUUUCUUCACUUUACUUCUGGUUUACUCUCAGUGUGGCUUACUGGUUUCCUCCAUGUUAAGAAAAGGGAAGAACAAAUGGCGUCAUGUCCUGCAGUAGAUCAGAGUGGCUGCUCUGUGAGCGUAGUUAUGUAAUGGAGUAAUGGACCAAUACAAAUACACAGACCUGUAUAAACUGUAUGUGUGGGACUGAUAACUAAAUACGACUGUGUAUUGUUGUAUUGUAUUAUUGUGUGUGCUAAUGUGUUGUAAUGAAACACUGUCAUACAGCCACAUGACCUGACCCUGCAUUUGUUUGAAAUGACUCAUAGCACAGAUGUUGUGUGUUGACAGGUGUUUCUUCAGAGAGACAAAGAUUAGAUUCAAUCUUCAGGAUUCUCACUCAGUCUAUUAAAUCUAAAUCUGGGGACUUUAGUUUUUGUAUUGUGGCACAGAACAAUUUCAAUUAUUUUAUAGAAGAUUUUUCUAUCUUAACACUUUGCUGUUGAGCCACUUUGUAAAUGUGUGAGGGAGGAACUUUUGGAUACUGUAUAAAAUAAUAUGCAAGCUCCCUCAGUGUAGUUACUGACACGGCACUGUCUGUUGAUGCCAGGACUCUCCGCACCGUGACUGAAACCUUCUUCAUGAGGAACCGAACAAAUAUUUCAUCACAGUAUGAAACGCUGUCUCUGAAGCUUCUUCCCAGCUCAUUGUUGAUGACUCAACACUGGUCAGUCUGGUUUCUGCAGCUUCAUCAGUGAGCUGGGAGGACGUUUCGGAGGUUUCAGGGUCUUAGCUUGUUGCUUUGUAGUGUAAAAUGGAGGAUGAUUUUGUCAGAUCAUCCUGUUUUUCCUGUUAUGUAUCAUUUAUACAGUAAGGCUCGUAGUUCAACAGAGGCCUGUCCCAGUCAUUUACUGUUGUAACUCAACACUGUCAGCUGUCACAGUCGGAUCAUUAUGUUGGUUUGUUGGUGCGGAUUCUCAGCGCCAGUAUUCAAGAGAAACACAGUUACUGUUCUUUAGUUCUUGAUGAGCAAACCCUUCAUCAUCAUGCCUCCUCUGUGGUUCUCCAGCAAACUUAUACCAGCACUGUGUUAUACUGGAGGUGUAACAGGAAACUAAAGUAUUAUUUAUUUUAGACGUCAUCCCAUUAAACCUCAUUGAUGGAGAACAGUGACUUCAGUGAACACACAGUGGAGUCCAUGUGUCCUUCUACUGAAUCCUCUUCAUGUCCUUAUUGUUAAAGUGCCAAAUGUUUCGACUACUGUCAUUAUGUCCAGUUCAGUGGAGCUGUUCACUCCACAGCAACACAAAUGUGAAUGGAGAUGAUAUUGAUGAUGAGAUGCAGUUAUUCAGAGAGCUGUUGGCCGAUGUUGGUGUUGUUGGUGUCAUGGAUCUAACUUUGCCUCUGACAGACAUAUUUCCUCUUGUUGUUGCUGUGCCCUCCUCGCUCACUGCUGAUGUUCACAAACUCAACUGUGAACUGUGUUGAAUGUGAAAACUUCUCUGUGAGCCUGGAGGGAGUGUGUGGUCUCUGCUCUGUACAACAUGAUCAAGGAGGGUUUAACUAACAUGUUUUCCUUCUAUGUUUUCAUUUCAUUUUCUAUUUUUGUUAGUGUCGGCAGUUGUAUUGUCUUGUAUGCUGAUAACAAAUGAGGAAACUCUAAUACAUCUUCAUUUUGAUUUUCAAUAAAACAUCCUUUUGUCGCAGUA